AUGGCAGAGUGGAGAGCACAUCUUGCUCUAGUCAACUUGAUUAAGCUCAUAUCUGUGAUGUUGAAGCUAGGGAAUUACCAACAAGGUAUAAUGGAGGGUCAUCCUCCUGUUGGCAGUAAGAACAAGGGCAAGGAAAUCAAGAUCGAGAGGGGCAUGGAGAAGCAGCAGCAAACUAGAAGAAAAAUCAAGAUCAGCAGGAGGAGGAAGCAGUACAAAAUUAAGAUGGCCAAUGAUGAUGAGGCGGGCCCAUCUAGUCGUUAUAAUCCAAUAUUAGAGUUUAAGCAACUUUUGCCACAUCGCCAAGAAAUUGAUGAGCUUCUAACCGGAAAAGAAGUUUAUGAACUUUAUUCUCAUCUCCUAGGUCCAUGCAUGGGUGACAAGUCAUCACUUACCAGUUCUUCAGAAGAUUAUCUCAGAUUGAAGACUCCAUGA
Messenger RNA from Prunus armeniaca (apricot), 432 nucleotides. NCBI's taxonomy places the organism in Eukaryota, Viridiplantae, Streptophyta, Magnoliopsida, Rosales, Rosaceae. The record is from the annotation of a GenBank genome assembly.